Messenger RNA from Crotalus tigris (Tiger rattlesnake), 3583 nucleotides. RefSeq names its product coiled-coil domain containing 138 (gene CCDC138). Bases 49 to 2139 code for a protein of 696 amino acids. Lineage: Eukaryota; Metazoa; Chordata; Lepidosauria; Squamata; Viperidae. The transcript has 15 exons. The record is from RefSeq and is a predicted model, not a curated record.
GGAAGUUUGAAUACGUGUAGCUCCAUCCUCACGAGAUCCGGACGUGGAAUGGAGUUUGAUAGAAGCGUGGUUAUUCCUAAAUGUUGGUUUUGCCACGGCCUCGAAGUACUUAGAGUUGGGAAGAUAACGGGCACGAGUUCAAAGGGACUAAUUUUUCUUAUGGGUUCCUGCACGGUACAAAAGAAAUCAGCUUCGAAGCAUUAUCCAAAUUUUGUUCGGGGAAAGGGUUAUCUUUUGGAUGUAACACAAGCCAAAAGUAAAAGUAGAAGAGCCCUGAUAGCCGCAGGAGAUAACUCACUUGAUGAUACAGUUGAAUCUAUACUGAUAAAUUCCUCACAAUCAAAGCUUCUAUACUGCAGAGGAAAGCAUAAUAAAAGAUUUUUGGAUUCCUCAAAAACUUUGAAAAACUUGGCUUGGCCAGAUGACGAGUUGGAUUCUUUGUAUGAUUCAAACCAGCUUCAUAUACAGCCAGAACCAAUUGAAGAUUUUCUUGGAAAUGGUGAAAUCCAAAGUGAAGGCAUAUAUUCAGAAACAGAUAUUACUCUGCCAUCCACUUUAAGAGUGGCUGCUUAUUGUGAUUAUAAUAAUGAUGGUGAUGCAGUAAGAGAUAGUGUGAGCAUUUCUGGAACCCAGGAAUUGAAUGGGGAAAGCAUGGUAACACCUCAGUUCAAUCAAAUUUACCAUGAAUUAUCUAUCAUCCAUCAGAAGCUACAGCAAGAAAAAUUAAGUCAGCAAGAGUAUGCUUUGAAACUUCAAAAGAGAGAAUGCUUCAUAGCUGAACGGGAAGUCCAGCUUUAUAGGCAUGAAGCUGCUUUGACCAAGAUAAAAGGGGUUGAAGAGGAAGUUCAUACAAAAUUUCAAAUUAUGAAGGAGCAACAUGAAGCUGAAAUAAAGCAGUUAUCUGAUGCCUUGAAAGAAAAAACGAAGGAGAACAAAAGGCUGAAGACAUCAUUUGAAACACUAAAGGAGCUGAAUGACACCUUAAAAAAGCAGUUAAGUAAUGUGACUGAGCAAAACAAGAAGCUUGAAGUCCAGUCUCAAAAAGUACAGGCUCGUUUAGAGAAUUUGCAGAGAAAGCAUGAAUUUUUAUCAGUGCAGAGAUCUAAAGAACCCACAUUCCAAGACCGUAAACCUGUGAAGUCAGAAAGAGCAAUAGCAUCAGCAAAGGCCUAUAAAUUACCACUUAAUUCACAUGUCUAUAACUUGUUAACGGUAUUAAUGGACUGGAUCUCAGAGCAGCACCUAUGCAAAUUGAUUGUUGAGGAAGAGAAAGAAAACAUUCACAAGCUAACAGGAACACUUGCUUCCAGCAUAAACUAUACACAGGAGAAAUGUGUCAAGCUUUUGCCUCUAGUUGCAGAACAACUUCGGUGGUUGCCAUUUGUGAAUCCUAAUCUGCACUUCCCUGUGGUUAAGUGCAUUUACUGGGCUGUAAGGCAGUUAGAUGGAAGUACUCAGCAUACAGCAAUGACCUCAACCAUGAGACGGCUGGGUGAAGACUUAUUUAAAGGUGUUGUCCCUAAGGAAAAUCAGCACAAUUCUUCAGAACAUGCUACUGAUUCCAAACCCAAGGCUGCAUCUUUCUUUAAAAGUUGUAGUUUGUCUUUACGAGUUGUGUCAACUUUAAUUAUAAUCAAAGUGGUCACACAAGCUGAUUAUUUGGCACAAGCCUUUGAUUCACUUUGCAUUGAUCUGAAGACUGAAGAAGGGAAAGUCUUGUUUUUGGACUACCAAGCUGUGCCCAUAAUAUUGACUCACCUAAGAAUGUCAAGGAAAGGCCUCCUUUCCAAUGCCAUUGACAGUUUACUUCAGAUGACAACAGAAUCUAGGUAUUUGAAUCGCUUUCUGGAAGCUUGUAGUAAUGAACUCUUUUUCCGGACGUGUUCAGUGCUGCUUCGCAGUUUUAAUCUUGAUAUUCAGCUCCUGGAGAAACUCAGCAUUCUGCUUCAAAAACUUUCAAAAAUCAAGAGUAAUAAGAAGAUGUUUGAGCUGUUUACUCUCCAUCUGAUGAUUCAAGAACUAUUGAGGACAGCACAUCCAGAUCACACGUUUUUGUGCAUUAACCUUAACUCAAUUCUCUUUAAUUUGGGUUUAAUAAAAAACAACCCCAUUGAAAGUAGCCAAAAUGCAAGUGACUAGUAGGCUGCAUUUUAUAAAACGUUUCCAGUGGCUUGUUUAUGUUAUAUGAAUUAACAAAAUGUGGAAUGGAAAUUGCCUCCGUAGGUGUCUCAGUUGUACCAGUCUUCAGAAUACAUCAGUUAGAAUUGCUUUAAUGGAAAUUGUCUGUUUUAUAAUGCUGGAUUGCUUACCUGUACUUGUUUUACACUGGUCUUCAGCCCAAAAGACAGCACCCCACAAUACACUGUUCUUGCAAUGAGAUCAAUGACACCAAAGCUGAAUAGUAUCAUAUUGGAUAUCAUAUAGUAUCAUUUUGCAUAAGUAAUCUUGCGUCCACUAGGACAGGGCAGGUAGUCUUUUUGUAGGCAGAAAACAGACUUUGAUUUUUUUUCCCCUUCUACAAUGUUUGCAUCAUGUGUAGUAAUACAAUGAUGGGGCCAUAUUUCAGCCCAUUUUCUUGGUUCAUUUGGGGAGCAGCUAAGGGAUAAAAUAUGUUCAUUGCAGAGUUUCCCAGAAGUUUAAUGCAUACGAUUUUGUUUAGAAACCAUGAAAAAAAUCAUGGCGCAAAAUUUUGAAAGUCAACAGGAGCCAGAAGAAUGGAAUUGGAUAUCUGAUGAUUGCAGGUUGAUCACUAGGACAGGUCAGAAAGAUUAGUAAUAUUUUUUUAUCUGGGCAACUGGAUAUUCUUUAGAGAUGCUCAUUUUUAGUGAUAAUUGACAGAAUCAGAUUUCCUAGCACUUACAUUCCAGCAAUUCAUUGAGAAGAUAUUGUAUAACUACUGAGGUCAAUGGUAUGUCCUUUCAUUAAAUAUAUGUUCAGCUGCUUUGUGGAGGCUAUUAGUAGCUGAAAAGUUUGGUAUUGGCUUAUCAAAAGAAAGCAUUGAUUCUUAGCUGAGUUUCCAAGAACUUUUUUGCCAGUGUUAGAAAUGCCCCAAUCCUGAAUGUGGAGUACCUGAAAACUGUUGUUAUGUGAGAUAUCCAAAGAAAAGCCUUCUUUGUUCAGGUGAUUUCAAGUUAUGCAAUAAUAGAAAUGUACAGAUUUUGAAAAUUAUUUGAAACAAAUCCUUCAAAGCACAAAUAUUUAAGGUAACUACAGUAUAUCUUUAAAGAACUUGAGAACAUGCAAUUGCUUUAAGAAGGCACAUUAAAGACACAGCUGCUUUAAAGAGAUUCUGUGCCUUGCUAUAAUGCAUUCCAGAGAAUCUGAAUCAUUAUUGAACAGAACACUUAAAACUUUUUCUGAUUUCUUUAUGUUACAAAAGGGCCAGUUAUUGAACUCAAUCUUGACAGACAUUAAUUUGUUUUGUCUGAUAUUUUCCGUACAGUAUGCUGGGUCUUACAAGGUUCACAAAAAGAUUUAUUUUAUCCUUUAUGUAUGUUUAUUUUUUUUAUUGUCAUGUUAUAGUGAGCACUCCGAAAUGUCCUUAUGCAUCAUUUUAAUGUAAUAAAGUAACAAUUUAAAAUAA